UUAAACUGGACACAACAAAUAGUGAGAAUGGACGAUUUUUUAAAAACCACAUAUAACGAAAGAGAAGGCACCUGGAGUGGCGUCAAGUUCAGUCCCAUGUAUGACUUUGACUGUUCAGUUGGUCGCAUUAUACACAAAGCGCUAGGCACUUAUCCCAAAAACGUUGCUCAGAUUUGUCUGAUUGAUGGCAAGACGACAACAAACGCGGAAAUUCUAGCCUGGUCGGUGCGAUUGGCUCAGCAUUUCAAGCAGCGCUGCCUGCGGCAUGAUGACGUCAUUUGCAUAGCGGCUAAGAACAGCACCUAUGUAACGCCCACUGGCGUAGCUUGUCUGUUCAAUGCCACGCCCUUUCAUGCUGUGAAUCCUACGCUGGAGCUCAGCACGCUCACACAUGUCUUGGCCAUAACCAAACCCAAGCUAAUCUUCUGCGAUGCGGCGCAAUAUGAGAAGCUAAAGACAGCAAGUGCCGCCUGGUCGCCUGAGUUUAUCACUAUAUUAGGUAAAGUGGAGGGCGUGGCACAUGUGGAGGAUUUGUUGGCUGCCACGAAAACGGAAAUGUAUUAUCAACCACAGCCGUUGAUAUUGGGGGGUGAGCAGACUAUGGCCAUUUUAUGCUCGUCCGGUACCACAGGACAGCCCAAGGCUGUGUGCAUGGCAAACCACAUGCUUGUCUCAGCCCAUCCAUUCUCGAACAGUGAAAACAUUAUCUAUUGUGGCUCCAGCGUUGAUUGGUACUCCGGCCUGAUGAUCUUCGUGCAGUGCAUGCAGGAUGGCUGCACACGCGUUAUACCUGACCAGCCCUACAGUGCGGAGUACUUGUUGGAACUGGUGGAGAAAUACAAGAUAACCACCAUAGGCUGUGCCCCUCGCCACGCCUCCGCUCUGAUUGCCUGCCCACAAGCUACGCCCGCACGUUUGUCCAGCGUGUCCAUGUUUAGCAUAGGCGGUGGCUGGAUUCCUGCAGAUUCAUUGCGCAAGCUGCAGCAGCUGAUUCGAGGCUUGGUAGUCUUCGCCUACGGCACUACAGAAUUCGGAAUGGUUUGCGCCAGUCUCUACAAUGAGAAAGUGGGCAACUCGGUGGGAAAACUGAUGCCAGGCAAACGCGCGCGUAUUGUGGAUGAUGAUGGCAAGAACUUGGGCUGCGGUGAAGUAGGUGAACUGUUGGUGAGUCACGGACACAGAUGGUGCGGAUUCUAUGGCAAUCCGCUGGAGACUCAGCGCACGCAGGACUCACAGGGCUGGUUCCACAGCGGCGACUUGGGCUACUUUGAUGCAGAUCAUAAUCUGUUUAUAGUGGAUCGCAAGAAGGAGAUCUACAAGUGCUUGGGCAUGCAGUACUCGCCAAAUGAACUGGAGUCGGUUAUAGCUGGGCUGCCAGAUGUUAACGAAGUCUGCGUUGUGGGCAUCUAUGAUGAGCGCUUAGGCGAUGCGCCCGCAGCUCUCAUUGUGAAACGGCCAGGCAGCUCUUUAAGCGCUGAACAGGUUAAGCAACAUGUGGCAAAGACUUUCAGCGUGGAAUAUAAGCAGCUACAUGGUGGUGUUCACUUUGCAUCCGAAUUGCCACAGAAUGCCAAUGGCAAGGUGUUGCGUCGAACAGUGAAGCAGCAACUGGAGCAAUCUACGCCCGAUCGUUAAUGAUGCUUGGUGAGAAUUUAAGAAAUGCGAAUGGGUCAAUACCGAUAUGUAAUAGAAUAAAACACAGAUAUAAGAAUAAAAUAUAAGUAUAUAUG
Drosophila busckii is the source of this 1730-nucleotide messenger RNA. Its product is annotated as acyl-CoA ligase lcsD-like. The record is from RefSeq and is a predicted model, not a curated record. Gene Ontology annotation, molecular function: long-chain fatty acid-CoA ligase activity. Lineage: Eukaryota; Metazoa; Arthropoda; Insecta; Diptera; Drosophilidae. Gene Ontology annotation, biological process: long-chain fatty acid metabolic process; fatty-acyl-CoA biosynthetic process. The coding region runs from base 28 to 1635 and encodes 535 amino acids. The transcript has 4 exons.